UUCACAACUCCCUUUAGAGCAGCUCCACAAUCCCGUUGAUCUCUCCCUCGUCCUCCUUCAACUCCCCGUGUCUCCCCCUCCUCUCCUUCUUUCUUUCCUCUUCACGAUCUUCGUCGUCGUUGCCGUUGCCGUUGCCGUUGCCGUCCCGUCGUUUCUCUGUCGGUUCAGAGAGUCCAUUCCUUUUUUGGCUUUGUGCCCCUUACCUCUCAUUCACUCAUUAUUUGGUUUCAGCUUUUUACUCUCUCUUUUUUGGGGGGUUGAUUCCGUCCGGUCCUUUUUUUCAUCUGGAGUUCUUCGAAGGCUUUCGAAGUUCUCGAGAUCCUUCAUUCUCCCUUACCCGAGCCAUUCAUUGAUUAUUCAUCUGGACCGACGAAAUCUCUUGACGCCCGACAUUAAACAACGAACAAUACUCAUAUCGUCGAAUCAUCAGUUGUUGCCAAUAUGUCUACUUUCAGCAACCUUAUUGCCCGUGGUAAUGCAAUUCUUUCUAGGCGGGACCUUGAGAUGGGAGACGAGCCGGAUAAGGUUAUCGACCUUAUGAUCGGUUUCCUUGGCGUCGCUUUCCUCGCUCUUGUUCUGGUCGUCUUAUUAAUCAUGAUGCGACGUGCGAAGCGCGAGCGACAGCUUCAGGACGAAACCCUACCGCAGUAUAACGAUAUCAAACAUGACGAUGGUACCACUCGUCGUUUCACCAUCCAGACCGCUGACGGCCGAUCAAGUAUUCUGGUUGUUAAUGGUCGCCCCAUGCUGAAUGAUCCGAGCUCGCCGCCUUACUCGCCUAACAACAUCCCCGAGAUCCACAUCACUUUCCCCGACGAACAGGAUGAGCAAGGCCACAACAAGGGUGGUCGUGUCGUAGUUGUCCGAGUCGGCGAAACCACGGUUGGUCUUGAGCCCGUAAAGGAGGAACAGCUGCCGGCAUAUGAGAAAGAGAGCAGCACCAGUUUUCACUCCAUCGACAUGGACCAAAUCGGCGGACUGAAAGAGAAAGAUCGAAGCCAGUUCUCCUGAGCUAUGAUUGGCCUGACCUUACCGUCAAAACCCUUACGGGGAUCAGAAACGCUACUUAAUCGCUAGUAAAACCGACUUAAUUUUUAAACAUGAUGGGGGAG
This is a messenger RNA of Daldinia caldariorum, 1112 nucleotides long. RefSeq lists its product as uncharacterized. The transcript is spliced from 2 exons. Lineage: Eukaryota; Fungi; Ascomycota; Sordariomycetes; Xylariales; Hypoxylaceae. Bases 442 to 1011 code for a protein of 189 amino acids. The record is from RefSeq and is a predicted model, not a curated record.